GGAAUUCCAUUUGAUUAUUUUCUUCUCUUAAUUAAAUUUGCAUCCUUCUGAUCAUCACAUCUUUCCUUCUGCUAAUUAAUACUACAUAAUUUCUGUCCUGUUGAGAAUUCUUGGAAGUUGGAACUGUUCAUGAUUGUACCUGAUAAGUUUCUAGGCUACAUUUUCUUCCAAUCUUAUUUCUUUCCCAUUUGACUUUUUGAGCUUUUUUUGUGUGCUAAAUUCACUGUUUUGGUUAGUGGGAAUAGAGGAAAAGGAAUAAGCAUAUAAUAUAGUAGUAUGUAUAAUUCAAGUGGGAUGGGGAGAGGAGGAGGUUUUAUGUAUGAGAAUGAUGGGGUGGUGAUGACAAGAGAUCCAAAGCCAAGAUUGAGGUGGACUGCUGAAUUACAUGACCAAUUUGUGGAUGCUGUAACUAAGCUUGGUGGUCCUGAUAAAGGUUUUGGCUUUACAGAAGCAACUCCCAAAUCAGUACUGAGGUUAAUGGGCUUGAAGGGUUUGACACUAUACCAUUUGAAGAGUCAUUUGCAGAAGUAUAGACUUGGACAGCUGGCCAAGAAACAAAAUGCAGCGGAGGCAAACAAAGAGAACUGUGGGGACUCCGGACAAUUUAGUUUGCAUUCCUCAGGCCCCAGUACCUCUUCAUUAAGUAUGAACUUUAUGCAAGGAGAAGUCGUCCCAGUCGCAGAUGCAGUAAUGUAUCAGAUUGAAGUUCAGAAAAGAUUACAGGAGCAGCUUCAGGUGCAACAGAAAUUGCAAAUGAGAAUAGAGGCACAGGGCAAGUAUUUGCAAGCAAUAUUAGACAAAGCUCAGAAGAAGCUCCCCAACAUGAACUCUCCUAGUGCACCAGAAGCAACAACAGCUCAACUCACUGCUUUCAGUUCACCUCUGUCAAAUUUACUGGAUUACACAGUACAUGGAGAGAACCGGGAUAACAACAUAGAGCUGUUACCAACACCUAAUCACAUCGUUGAGAAAGAACAAAAAAAUGAUAUGAAUUCCAUUAAUUUCGAUUUGAACUCAAGAAGUAGCUUUGUAUGAAGCGUUAAUGACAUGACAUAUAGUCAAGCCUUCUGCAGAAAUAACAGUACAAGAUUGUCAUUGA
Capsicum annuum is the source of this 1099-nucleotide messenger RNA. Its product is annotated as myb family transcription factor PHL11. The transcript is spliced from 6 exons. Gene Ontology annotation, molecular function: DNA-binding transcription factor activity; DNA binding. Bases 277 to 1035 code for a protein of 252 amino acids. The record is from RefSeq and is a predicted model, not a curated record. Lineage: Eukaryota; Viridiplantae; Streptophyta; Magnoliopsida; Solanales; Solanaceae.